Molecule: messenger RNA, 3445 nt
Organism: Lotus japonicus
Lineage: Eukaryota; Viridiplantae; Streptophyta; Magnoliopsida; Fabales; Fabaceae
Product: receptor-like protein kinase 7
Exons: 2
Coding region: 114-3086 (990 amino acids)
Biological process (GO): protein phosphorylation
Cellular component (GO): plasma membrane
Molecular function (GO): protein binding; ATP binding; protein kinase activity
Source: RefSeq, a predicted model, not a curated record
AUGAUUUAUUACUUACUUAACGUGUUGGACUUGAAACAGAGAAGGACCAAAAUUCAAACACUCUCACCUCAUUCCCCUGUUUUUUCUUCUCUGCUUGACCCUCAUCACCCAACAUGUCCACCGCCAUAACUUCCCCGCGCCUCUUCCCUCUCCUCCACUUCCUCCUCCUCUCAUCCCUCCUCACCACCGUCUUCUCCGACGAGCUUCAAAUCCUCCUAAACCUCAAAUCCACCCUUCAAAAAUCAAACCCCAAUCCCUUCACCUCAUGGAACAACAACACCACCAACUCCCUAUGCACCACCUUCCAUGGCAUCACCUGCAACUCCAUGAACUCCGUCACAGAAAUCAACCUCUCCAAUCAAAACCUCUCCGGCGUCCUCCCUCUCAACUCCCUCUGCAACCUCCAAUCACUCCAAAAACUUUCCCUCGGAUUCAACAACUUCCAUGGCAGAGUAACAGAGGAUCUCAGAAACUGCGUCAAACUACACUACCUAGACCUCGGAAACAACCAAUUCUCUGGCUCCUUCCCUGACAUAUCACCAUUACACGAACUCCAGUACCUUUUUCUCAACAAGAGUGGCUUCUCUGGAACAUUUCCAUGGCAAUCACUUCUCAACAUGACGGGAAUGUUGCAGUUGAGCGUAGGAGAUAACCCUUUUGAUCUCACUCCAUUUCCGGUGGAAAUUCUGAGCCUCAAGAACUUGAACUGGCUCUACCUGAGUAACUGCUCGCUCGGCGGGAAGUUACCGGUCGGAAUCGGUAACCUCACCGAGCUAGCUGAGCUAGAAUUCGCUGACAAUUUCAUCACCGGUGAGUUUCCGGCGGAGAUAGUGAACCUCCGCAACCUCUGGCAGCUGGAAUUCUACAACAACUCCUUCACCGGAAAGCUUCCAAUCGGGCUGAGAAACUUGACAAAGCUUAAGUACUUCGAUGGCUCCAUGAAUCGUCUCGAAGGAGAUAUCUCUGAGGUGAGGUAUUUGAAAAACUUGAUAUCACUUCAGCUCUUUGAGAACAAUUUCUCCGGCGAGAUUCCACCGGAGAUAGGCGAGUUCAAAAACCUCGUGGAGUUUUCUCUCUACAGGAACAGGUUAACCGGUCCAAUUCCUCAGAAACUCGGUUCCUGGUCUGAUUUCGAUUACAUCGACGUAUCGGAGAAUUUCUUGACUGGUUCAAUUCCGCCGGAGAUGUGUAAACAGGGGAAGAUGACGGCGCUGCUCGUGCUUCAGAAUAAUCUCACCGGCGAGAUUCCGGCGACUUAUGGUGACUGUUUGAGCCUCCAAAGGUUCAGAGUAAGCAGAAACUCGCUCUCUGGAACAAUCCCUCAAGCAAUUUGGGGUCUUCCCGAAGCUGAAUUGAUCGAUAUUGAGCUGAACCAGUUGGAAGGUUCAAUCAGUUCAUACAUUCAGAAAGCGAAAACACUCGCGAGUGUUUUCGCCAGAAACAACCGUUUAUCCGGUGAAAUCCCUGAAGAAAUCUCAAAAGCGACGUCGUUGGUGGCCAUUGAUCUCAGCGAGAAUCAAAUUUCGGGGAAAAUUCCAGAGCAAAUCGGAAAACUCAAACACCUUGGUAAACUCCAUUUACAGAGCAACAAGCUAACAGGGUCGAUUCCAGAGUCUUUAGGCUCAUGCACCUCCCUGAACGACGUUGAUUUGUCCAGAAACUCGCUCAAUGAUAAAAUCCCUUCAUCUUUGGGUUCGUUACCGGCUCUGAACUCUCUGAAUCUGUCAAUGAAUGAACUCUCCGGUGAAAUUCCGGUGAGUUUAGCGUCGCUCCGGCUUAGCCUCUUUGAUUUAUCGUAUAACAAGCUAAAGGGUCCAAUUCCACAAGCUUUGACGAUUCAAGCUUACAAUGGAAGCCUCACCGGAAACCCUUCUCUCUGCACCGCCGUCGAUGGAAUUGGCAUGUUCCGGCGAUGCUCUGCUUCCUCUGUUAUGUCCAAGGACCUUCGUGCGCUUCUGAUAUGUUUUUCAAUUGCUCUGUUUUUGCUCCUCUGUUUUCUGGGUAUCUACUUGAAGAGGAAGAAUGAAGAGGGAGGAGAGAAAAAAUAUGGAAGAGAACGUUCUCUGAAGGAAGAAUCGUGGGAUGUGAAAUCGUUCCAUGUGUUAACCUUCACAGAGGGUGAGAUUCUGGAUUCUAUUAAACAAGAGAAUCUAAUUGGGAAAGGAGGUUCAGGGAAUGUAUACAGAGUUGCACUCUCCAAUGGGAAAGAACUAGCAGUGAAGCAUAUUUGGAACAAUGCUGAUUUCGCAGAGCGAAAAAGGUCGUGGAGUGGUACUCCGAUGCUUGCAAAGCGCGCUGGAAAGACUCGUGAGUUUGAGGCGGAGGUUCAGGCGUUGAGCUCGAUAAGGCAUGUGAAUGUGGUGAAGCUUUAUUGUAGCAUCACUAGUGAGGAUUCGAGCCUGCUGGUGUAUGAGUAUAUGCAGAAUGGGAGUUUAUGGGACAGGCUUCACACGAGUGGGAAGAUGGAGCUUGAUUGGGAGGCAAGGUAUGAGAUUGCGGUUGGUGCAGCAAAAGGGUUGGAGUAUUUGCAUCAUGGGUGUCAGAGGCCUGUGAUUCACAGGGAUGUUAAGUCCAGUAACAUUUUGUUGGAUGAGUUCUUGAAGCCAAGGAUUGCUGAUUUUGGACUAGCUAAAAUUGUUCAGCCCAAUGUUGCCAAGGAUUCUUCUACUCAGGUCAUUGCUGGGACCCACGGCUACAUCGCUCCAGAAUAUGGCUACACUUACAAAGUGAAUGAGAAAAGUGAUGUGUACAGCUUUGGAGUGGUCUUAAUGGAGCUGGUAACUGGUAAAAGGCCAAUUGAACCAGAAUUUGGAGAAAACAAGGACAUAGUGAGCUGGGUACAUAGCAAGGCACAGAGCAAAGAGAAGUUCAUGAGUGCAGUGGACUGCAGAAUCCCAGAGAUGUAUAAGGAGGAAGCUUGCAUGGUGUUAAGAACUGCAGUUCUCUGCACUGCAACACUUCCAGCUUUAAGACCCACCAUGAGAGCUGUGGUUCAACAGCUUGAGGAUGCUGAGCCUUGUAAAUUGGUUGGAAUUGUUAUCAGCAAAGAUGGAAGUGGAAAGAAAAUAGAAUUGAACGACAAAUGAAGUUCCUACAAUUGAUUCUAAAAGUCUAAAUCAAUUCUGGAGAAAAACUUCUCCGAGUAGCAUUUGAGUAACAGAAUUGGUUCAGAGGAAAAAUAAGUUGUUGGAACAUGAAUUUUGGAUCACCAAGGGAAGCACCACCUUCAUUAGUUAGCUAUAGAUUGUAAUUUGUAAGUAAUUAGAUUUUGCAGGAAAUAGGGAACAGUGUAAAAUAUUAGCAAUAGCUUCUUUAAUCUGUAUUUUGAAGUGGAAGACUAGUGGCUGAAAAAAAGGGUCUCCACUCUCCACCUAGUACUCCCAAUAAAAAAGAAGCAUGCAUAUUCCUUGUUCCUUAAUAAUGAACUUAAUCAGUGUUUAAAUAA